AUGACUUUGAAUGUACCGGGUCUGGUGGUGAUGGCAGCCUUCUACCUGCUGAUCCUGGGAACAGGCAUUUGGGCUUCUAUGCGUUCCAAGAAGGAGGAGAAAAAGUGGAAAGGAGAUGGACUAGAGAUUACACUACUUGCUGGACGGAAAAUCAACUUGCUUGUGGGUGUCUUCACUCUUACAGCCACAUGGGUAGGAGGAGGGUUUAUCCUGGGUAUAGCUGAAGCAACAUACAACCCGACAUUAGGAGCAGUGUGGGCUCUUAUGCCGGUGCCUUACGUUGUUACAUUCUUCUUAGGUGGCUUUUUCUUUGCAAAACCUAUGAGAGAGAACAAGUAUGUGACAAUGAUGGACCCAUUCCAGAAGAAGUAUGGGAACUUUGUGAGCAAUGCUCUAAUUCUUCCUGCUCUUGUUGCUGAUGUGCUGUGGGUGGCACGCACACUUGUCAGCCUGGGUGGAACAAUGAAAGUGAUCCUGGACCUUUCUUACGCCUAUUCCAUUAUCAUCUCUGCCGUGGUUGCAAUUGUCUACACACUCUUAGGAGGGCUUUACUCUGUGGCUUACACAGAUGUGAUCCAGCUCAUCCUCAUCUUUAUCAGCCUGUGGGUGUGUAUUCCUUUCCUGUGUACCAACCCUCACUCUUUGGACAUCUCGCAAACUGCAUACACCAGUGUUUACCAGGCCCCCUGGGUCGGCACAGUGAAAUUGGAUGAAGCUGGCAAGUGGUUUGAUGACUUCAUGCUGCUGGCUCUUGGUGGUUUGGCCUACCAAGCUUUCUACCAGAGGAUCCUGUCAGCCUCAUCUUACACCCAGGCUCAAGUGACAUGCUUUGCAUCAGCAGCCUUCUGCCUGGUGCUGGGUAUCCCCUCUGUGUUGGUGGGAGCUGUGGCAGCAUCUACUGAUUGGAACUCGACAGCCUAUGGACUGCCAACUCCGUAUGACAAAGGCGAAGUAGGUUCAAUCCUCCCUAUUGCACUGCAAUUCCUCACGCCCACCUACGUGUCCAUCAUCGGUAUCGGCGCUGUUGCUGCUGCUGUCAUGUCUUCGAUGGACUCAGCCCUGUUGUCCUCUGCAUCGCUGUUCUCCUCCAACAUCUACAAGAACAUCAUCAGGAAGCAGGCAUCAGACCGUGAGAUGCAGUGGGUGAUUCGUAUCUCGGUGGUGGUUGUCGGUCUCGCUGGCACAGGUCUCACCUUCUUGGAUAGCAGUGUGCUGGUCUUCUGGCUUGUGGGUGUGGACAUGUCAUACACCAUCAUGUUCCCUCAGCUGGUCUGCGUCCUCUUCUUCAAGAUCUCUAAUGGCUACGGCGCUACUGUAGGCUUCUUAAUGGGAAUUACCAUGAGGGUCAUGAGCGGCGAGCCCCUCGUCGGCCUCCCACCCGUCAUCCACUUCCCUGGUCUCCGGAAGAAUGCAGAGGGAAAGUUGACCCAAUUCUUCCCCUUCCGCACUGUGAUCAUGGUCUCCUCGCUGAUCAGUAUCCUGCUCGUCUCAUGGGUUACAGCCACGCUUUUCAACAGUGGUCUUUUGCCCGACAAGCUGGAUGUGUACAAGGUCAAAAACAAGGAAAACAGUCUUGCAGAAGAGAGGAACACUGAAGAUAACGAAGAGGGCACAGUAUCCAAGCAGCUACUGGAGACCACCAGCUGCUGA
Molecule: messenger RNA, 1650 nt
Organism: Nerophis lumbriciformis (worm pipefish)
Lineage: Eukaryota; Metazoa; Chordata; Actinopteri; Syngnathiformes; Syngnathidae
Source: RefSeq, a predicted model, not a curated record